AUGGAUCUCCCGGAGGACACCCACCUGAUGCAUCACGAGAACCCCGAGGAGAUUCCCCGGCUCCAAGACGUACUUCGUGACUUCGCCGACUCCGACAACAUGGUAUCAGAAAGCUCUCUUCGAGACGUUGCUGGCUUCACGGAUGAGGUCGCGGACACCCUGGCAGCGCAGCUGGGGCCCGGCCCGUGGCAUGUCGAGAAGCUUGAGCAGCUUUUCUCCGGUGCCACUAACGAAGACCAGGAGGAGGAGCCCGCCAGCCGUUCAUCCUCGCCUGCGAAGGGAUGGCGGUCAGACUCGCCGCGGCAGUGGAGCUCGGCUUCUCCACUCCGCAGGAGACACACCGUGGGCUUCGCUUCCGAGGCACCGAGCUACGAUGCGGAUGACCUGGAAGAUGAUGGGCUCUGCCAGCUUUCAGCGCUAGUGCAGGCAGCCCUGCGCGGAGACGAAGAGGCCGCGAAGCUGCAGCACCUUUUGCGCAGGACGUGGCACGUUGCACAGGGCCUGGAGCAGCAGAGGCAUCGGCUCCAGGACGAGGCAGCUGAAGCCCACAAGCAGGCGAAGCUGCAGAGUGAGCGCGUCACAAGCGCCGAAAACGCUCGAGUCUCUGCGGAGGCCGCUGAGGCGGCAGCUCUCAGCGCCCUGCAGGUGGCCGGCCAGCGCCAGGUGGCAAGUCGGGAGUUGAUCAGGCGACGUGAGGAAGAGCUCGAGGAGGCUCGGCUGAGGUCCGAAGGCCUGGAGGCCGAAAUGGCCCGGCAGGCGGCGCGCCUUCGGGGCCUCGAGGAGCGCCUGCGUCGUGCCGAGGAGGAUCGCGAUCGCAAAGUCACACCAAGAGCUUCAAAUGAUGCCGCCCAGUCAGAGCUCCUGCGGCAGAUCGCUUCCGCCAAUGCGACUGCAGAGGCCCUGCGACAUGAGGUCGUUGCUUGCGAGGAGGCUGCGGCCAUAGAGCGCCAACGCUCAUUCCGUUUGGAGACCGAGCUCAAAGAGAGUCGGGACGAGCUCACCGACCAGAGGGCUCGAGUACAGGCGUUGGAGAGCUUGGUUUCCCAAGGCAGCUCUGGCCCCAACCGAACCAAGCAAAGGCGCUCGCAGAAGAGUGCAGAGACGCCUGCCUUGAGCGAGGAGCUCUUGGCAGAUGCACCGGAUGCUGCAGCUGGGCCGAAGGCGGUGCCACCUGCCGCAUGCGAUCGGAAGGCCAGACUCCAAGCGCAGCUACAAGCACAACGAGGCUAUCAAGCAAAGCUCUCAGAGUCGCCGAACAAGCAAGCAGACUGCAAAGUGCCGAAGAGCCCGGAGGGCUUGUCCCGCGCCGGUAUCGGAGGCCGGAAUCCGUCGGCAGCGAGGCAGACGGGCAUGCCGGCAGACAUGCGCUCGCUGAGCAGGCUCCUCUCUGGCAGCGGAUGGUUGAGCAGCCCAGCGGCCCAUGCAAGAUGA
This is a messenger RNA of Symbiodinium sp. CCMP2592, 1431 nucleotides long. The record is from the annotation of a GenBank genome assembly. Lineage: Eukaryota; Dinophyceae; Suessiales; Symbiodiniaceae.